Copidosoma floridanum is the source of this 1194-nucleotide messenger RNA. It is a transcript of the gene SelR, whose product is annotated as methionine sulfoxide reductase SelR. Gene Ontology annotation, cellular component: cytoplasm. Gene Ontology annotation, molecular function: peptide-methionine (R)-S-oxide reductase activity. Gene Ontology annotation, biological process: response to oxidative stress; protein repair. The record is from RefSeq and is a predicted model, not a curated record. NCBI's taxonomy places the organism in Eukaryota, Metazoa, Arthropoda, Insecta, Hymenoptera, Encyrtidae.
AGACAUCAUCAUAACUUCCGCUGCGUACUCACGGCCAAAGCUAAAUGGUUAUUUUUAAACGAAAAAUCAGAAUAUCCGAGAGAGAAAGGAAAAUAAGCUCUUGGCGAGCGCGGGCUUGGAUCGAUCUCUUUAAUCCCACGCAGAGCCACGAGGCAAACAAAACGCGAAAAAAAAAGUGCAGUGUAAGCCGAGAAGAGAAGAAGGUUGGAGUACAAGAACAUUCUACUCCAGUUCCAGUCCAGUCGCCGACGAAUUGAGAUCGUAGCGUACAGUGGUAACGGAGAUAUCAUAUACUUUGGUACUUCUAUUACCUACCCUAGGCUAUAAAAGCACAAUAAAAGACGCAACAGAGCGCACGUAUAGGUAAUCAAGACACGACACAACGGCGUCGCUCCGUCUCUUUUUAUCGCGUCGUGUGUUAUUAUUAUAUCCUACUGGUGCUGCUGCUGCUCCUGCAAUGCUGCUUUACAGCAGCCCAAGUCGGGAGUCGCUGCGAAGCGGUCGGGAAUCGCUGCGUAAGGCUGGCGACUAUCACCCAUCGAACUAUCAAAACAAACGACGUACCUUCUCCUCUUCGUCCUCGCCUACUCCACCGACAAUGUCCAAAGUUGACAAGACAGAGCUCAAGAACCGAUUGACCCCGCUCCAGUGGCAUGUGACGCAGGAAAAGGGCACCGAAAGGCCCUUCACCGGUUGUUACAACAAGCACUAUGCCACUGGAGUCUACACCUGCAUCGCCUGCGAGCAGGAGCUCUUUACCUCGAAUGACAAGUACGACAGCAGCUGUGGCUGGCCGGCCUUUACCGACGUUUUGGAGCAAGGCAGGGUCAAGCUCAAUAAGGACACGACUCUUGAUAUGGUCAGGACGGAGGUUACCUGCUCGCAAUGUGGCGCACAUCUAGGACACGUUUUCAACGACGGGCCCAAGCCCAAGAAAAGGAGAUUCUGCAUCAACUCGGCCUCCCUCAACUUCCAUCCUGGUAGUCCUACUGAUGCCACUGCUGCAGCUGUGGAUGACAAGAAAGAGUGAGAGUAAGUUGUAUAUAUACUUACAAGGGCACGUACGAGCAGUGCAGGUUGAGCUGGCACUGGAGAGAUCGAAAUUAUUUUUGUGAGGCUUUUUAUUGAUACCUAUACUUGUUACUUAUUCAUAUUAUUAUUAUUACCACUACGUGAGAUUUGUAUAUAAAUAUA